GUUGAACGUUUUCUUGACUUGAAUUUUAUAGAUCACGUAAAAUGUUAUCCAGGAACUUUCUGAAGUAAUAUUAGGCUACAUGAGACGUUUAUUUGUUUGAACUUAAUUCCGUUUUGAUAUUGAAAUAGAUGUUUGAUUGCUCUGGUCUAGGGACGCAUCAUUUACAGCAUUGGGAAUCGAAUUUUCUCUCCACAACUCCUUAGUCAUGAUCUCUACACUACAACAAAGUAGUCUAACUGUACUGUAGCCUACAACAUUUCAUUCCAUACAAAGAAACAAUAGCUUCCACAAUGGAUCGGGACAAAGCUAGCCGAUUCCCCUCUACCCUCCCGGAGUCCCCAGGUCAAACGUCUCCCAGUACCGCUUUACUGCUGGGUCUGGUCGACUGCAGGAAAACACCGGGGCAGAGUGGAACUGAGAGAGGAGGAGAAGAAGAGAAGGAAGAUGGAGAUUUGAUUUCAUUAAGUAAGAACCAUGAGGACAUCCCUAAUUGUUGCUCUCUCAGUGAGAGGGGCUUAUCAUCUGGGGAGCCUCAACAACAUCAUGAUGCUGACAAGAAAGAGAAGAGUCUCUCCAGAUCAGAACACCUCAAGAAACACCAGCAUAGAAGUAUAGGGAAGGAAUCUCACCACAGCUGCUCUGACUAUGGGAAGAGUUUUGCUAAACAGAAGGAUUUGAUAAUUCCGGAACGGAUUCACACGGGAGAGAAACCAUACCACUGCUCUCAGUUUGGGAAGAGUUUUGCUGCAUCUAAAACCUUAAAAUCUCAUCAGAGAAUUCAUACAGGGGAGAGGCCUUACCCUUGCUUUGAUUGUGGGAAAUGCUUCAAUCAAUUAGGAGACCUGACUACUCACCAGCGCGUACACAAAGGAGAGAAAUCUUAUAGCUGUGAUCAGUGUGGGAAGAGCUUCAAUAAAUCAGGAGCCCUGAUGAGACACCAACGCAUACACACAGGAGAGAAGCCUUAUAGCUGUGAUCAGUGUGGGAAGAGGUUCAAUCAAUUAGUACAUCUGACCACACACCAACACAUACACACAGGAGAGAAGCCUUAUAGCUGUGAUCAAUGUGGGAAAAGCUUCAGUAAUUCAGGAGCCAUGACUAGACACCAACGCAUUCACACAGGAGAGAAGCCUUAUAGCUGUGAUCAGUGUGGGAAGAGUUUUGCUCAAGAUUUCUCCCUGACUACACACCAGCGAGUACACAGAGGAGUGAAGCCUUAUAGCUGUGAUCAGUGUGGGAAGAAUUUCUGGACGUCAGGACACCUGACUACACACCAGCGAAUACACACAGGAGAGAAGCCUUAUAGCUGUGAUCAGUGUGGGAAGAAUUUCUAUACGUCUGGACACCUAACUACACACCAACGCAUACACACAGGAGAGAAGCCUUAUAGCUGUGAUCAGUGUGGGAAGAGCUUCAAUCAUUCAGGAUCCCUGAUUAUACACCAACGCAUACACACAGGAGAGAAGCCUUAUAGCUGUGAUCAGUGUGGGAAGAGCUUCAAUCAUUCAGGAGCCCUAACCACACACCAACGCAUACACACUGGAGAGAAGCCUUACAGCUGUGAUCAGUGUGGGAAGAGCUUCAAUUAUUCAGGAAACUUGACUGCACACCAACGCAUACACACAGGAGAGAAGCCUUAUAGCUGUGAUCAGUGUGGGAAGAGCUUCAGUCGAUCAGGAGACCUGAUUACACACCAACGCAUACACACAGGAGAGAAGCCUUAUAGUUGUGAUCAGUGUGGGAAGAGCUUCAAUCGAUCAGGACCCCUGACUAUACACCAACGCAUACACACAGGAGAGAAGCCUUAUAGCUGUUAUCAGUGUGGAAAGAGUUUUGUUCGAGAUUCCAAUCUGAUUGCACACCAACGCAUACACACAGGAGAGAAGCCUUAUAGCUGUGAUCAGUGUGGGAAGAGCUUCAAUCAAUCAUUAGAACUGACUAGACACCAACGCAUACACACAGGAGAGAAACCUUAUAGCUGUGAGCAUUGUGGGAAGAGCUUCAAUCAAUCAGGAAACCUGUCUAAACACCAACGCAUACACACAGGAGAGAAGCCAUAUAGCUGUGAUCAGUGUGGGAAGAGUUUUGCUCUAGAUUUCACCCUGACUACACACCAGCGAAUACACACUGGAGAGAAACCUUACUCCUGUCUAUGUGGAAAGAGCUUUGCUCAUUCAGGGUCACUGAAAAAACACAAGGAAGCACAAACAUGUUUUCUUUUAUCUCCCUCCUCUCCAGCACCGGUUCCAGAUCCCUAAAUAAAGGUUCAAUAGAAAAUAUAUUGUAAACAGUCAUCCAUCUCCCAUUCUCUAACAGUUUACUAAGUCUGAUUACCAUGGUAACCUGUGUAGCAUAUUAUGCAGCUCUGGAUCCAUAUGUAUCAAGUGUCUUGGAGUAGGAGUGCUGUGUGUGUGGGGUGGGGGGGGGGGGGUAUUCAGAGCUGUAUCUUAUUUCAUUAACUCCUAUUAACCAUUAAAUAAUGUAGAAUAAUGUUUCAACAAUAGGAGGUUCAUAUUCAUGUGUGAGGGAAAUGUUGUCUGAGGAGAGAGCCUUGAAUUGUACAUCUUACCUCAUACAGUCAUUGGGUCCUGUAGGUGCUGGGUAGAGAUGAGGGGGAGACGGUCAUUACCCCCUCAGACCUUUUGUCAGAAGGCCCAGAAUAUGUUCUAUAAGUUAAGAGAGGAGAUGGUGCCAGUCACAUGCAGGAACCAAAUGUUAAUGAUUAAUUAAUUAUGAAUAAUGUAAAUCAUGCAAAUAUAACUUGUCUGUGUAAGCAGUAUAUAAGAGAACUUAACAGGACUGCCCCGAAAGAGCUCCUGACCGACGUGUACUAUGGUGCAUUAAGUUUGUUGGAACCUCUCCAGCUUGCUGAUAAUAAAUAAUUAUUCAUUUAA
Messenger RNA from Salmo salar (Atlantic salmon), 2894 nucleotides. RefSeq lists its product as uncharacterized. Gene Ontology annotation, molecular function: RNA polymerase II cis-regulatory region sequence-specific DNA binding; DNA-binding transcription factor activity, RNA polymerase II-specific. Gene Ontology annotation, biological process: regulation of DNA-templated transcription. The record is from RefSeq and is a predicted model, not a curated record. NCBI's taxonomy places the organism in Eukaryota, Metazoa, Chordata, Actinopteri, Salmoniformes, Salmonidae.